Messenger RNA from Morus notabilis, 1977 nucleotides. Its product is annotated as ERAD-associated E3 ubiquitin-protein ligase HRD1B. Gene Ontology annotation, molecular function: copper ion binding; hydroquinone:oxygen oxidoreductase activity. The record is from RefSeq and is a predicted model, not a curated record. Bases 59 to 1909 code for a protein of 616 amino acids. NCBI's taxonomy places the organism in Eukaryota, Viridiplantae, Streptophyta, Magnoliopsida, Rosales, Moraceae. Gene Ontology annotation, biological process: lignin catabolic process. The transcript has 8 exons. Gene Ontology annotation, cellular component: apoplast.
CAUAGCAGAAAAAAGAAGAAGAAUCGACGAAGUGAGUUCUCUCAGGUCACAAAAGAAAAUGAUUAGGCUUCAGACUUAUGCGGGGCUUAGCUUUGUGGCAACUUUAGCAGUUAUAUAUCAUGCAUUUAACAGUAGAGGCCAGUUUUACCCAGCCAUGGUGUAUUUGUCUACUUCCAAGAUCAGUUUGGUGCUGCUUCUGAACAUGGGUUUGGUGAUUAUGUGGGUCCUAGUGUUCGUUGGCAUCUUCCAUUCCGAAGCUUGGGCUCGUUAUUCUUUUGUGGUUGAAGAAACCCCAUACACAAGGCUGUGCGGCACCAAGAACAUCUUGACAGUAAACGGUACAUUUCCCGGACCGACACUAUAUGUUCGCAGAGGAGAUACCGUUGUGGUUGAUGUUUAUAACAAGGGAACUCGUAACAUUACUAUCCACUGGCAUGGAGUAAAGCAAUCCAGAAAUCCAUGGUCAGAUGGUCCUGAAUAUAUCACACAAUGCCCAAUUCAACCAGGAGCCAAGUUCAGUCAAAAUAUCAUAUUCUCCACAGAAGAAGGAACCCUUUGGUGGCAUGCUCACAGUGAGUGGGACCGAGCCACCGUCCAUGGCGCUAUCAUCAUCUAUCCCAAAAAUGGAACCGAUCACUACCCCUUCCCCAAGCCUCAUGCAGAAUUCCCUAUCAUAUUAGGAGAGUGGUGGAAGCAAGAUAUAGACAAGGUUUACAAUGAUGCUAUUCAGUCUGGAGGAGAUCCUGUUGCUUCAGAUGCUUUAACCAUCAACGGUCAACCUGGUGAUUUUUAUCCUUGCAGCUCAAAAUCAGCAGACACAUUCAAGCUAAAGGUUGACUUUGGUAAGACUUACCUGCUCCGUCUAGUCAACAACGCCUUGCAGAUCAGCCUCUACUUCGCCAUCGCCAACCACACCCUAGCAGUCGUCGGCUCAGACGCAAGUUACCUCAAGCCAUUUGUCACUGACUACAUCUCUAUAUCACCUGGUCAAACCAUCGACGUCUUGUUCACAGCUAACCAAAACCCUAAUCACCUCUACUACAUGGCCGCCGGAGUCAGCUCCGACGCUACUCCUCUUGUCGUCGAGAACAACACCACCACCACAGCCAUAAUCCACUACAAUAAUCAAAACCACACUAGUCGUAGUACUACUCCCUUGAUCCCAAAGCUUCCUUCCUACGAUGACACCAUUUCAUCGGUUAAUUUCACAAGUAGGUUUAGGAGCUUAGUUGACAAAAAUCACCCCAUAGACGUUCCAAAACACAUAAGAAAGCGAAUGUUCUUCACCGUCUCUAUGAACACCUUACCUUGCCCUAAUGACACUUCGUGUCAAGGGCCUAACGGGUCUCGUUUAGCGACGAGCGUGAACAACAUUAGCUUUGUGACCCCAACACCAAUUGACCUAUUAGAAGCUUACUAUUAUCAAAUCAAGGGUGCAUUCGGGGUCAAGUUUCCGAGCUUCCCGCCGCUGAAAUUCAACUUCACGGCCGAAGAUCAACCGUCGUACUUGGAGACACCGAAGAGAGGGAUAGAAUUGAAGGUGUUGAAGUACAAUGCAAGUGUGCAGAUUGUAUUCCAAGGGACGAGUAUAGUUGAUCCGAGUGAACAUCCCAUGCAUCUCCAUGGAUUCAGUUUCUACGUGGUUGGAAUUGGCUCUGGCAAUUUUGAUAAACACAAGGACCGUUUGAAGUUCAACCUUGUUGAUCCUCCUCUUCAGAACACCAUUGCAGUUCCUCUUAAUGGCUGGAUCGCUAUCAGAUUUAAGGCAGAUAAUCCCGGGGUUUGGUUUAUGCACUGCCACUUUGACAGGCACAUGUCGUGGGGGAUGGACAUGGCUUUCAUUGUCAAAAACGGGAAAACUCCAAAUACUCAAAUGUUACCCCCACCGCCAGAUAUGCCACCAUGUUAAGACUAAUAAUGUCUGCUUUUAUAUUUUUCUAGAUUUUCAGCCAUUGAAAUUUUUUAACAAUGCAUAUU